UUGGUUUGGUUCAAUUUAAGUUGCCUGCAGGCACAGCCGAAACGCGCCAUUGUCGCUGUUUGCGCCGGCAGCACACAACCCCGUCUUGGCCUGCUUUUCCCUUGCUGCACGGAUGACCUCCUCGGUACCAGGCAUCAAGACCAGCAUCGCCCCCUCUUCCUCCUCGUCUUCCACCAACGCCGCCGUCGCCAGCAGCUCCAAGAUCGCGCGCAGCAUGCAAGUCGCCUUUGCCUCUGCGCCCUGGGGUGCCCCAGGACCGUCCGGUUCUUCUUCUGCUGCUUCUGCAGCGACACUUCCCACAGCACACGUUUCCCAGCCACUGGGUGCGCUCGCCCCAUCUCCGAGCCUCCCUGCCAGCGAGCCGUUUCCCAAACAACAGCCCACCACCCAGCAACAACAAAUACAACAACAAAUACAACAACAACAACAACAACAAAUACAACAACAACAACAACAACAACAACAACAACAACAACAACAACAACAACAACAACAACAACAACAACAACAACAACAACAACAACAGCAGCAGCAGCAGCAGCAGCAGCAGCAGCAGCAGCAACAGCUCCUUUGGAGGCAACAGACCAGUAUGACUGGCAUGGUCACCUCCAAUCCCGCUUUGCAGCACAACAGCCUGCCGCACACCACCGAUCCCUCCAUCAUGGCAGCUCACAUGGCCGCGAGCGCCGCCAGCAGCAGCGGCUUUUUGACCGCAAGACUGCCGCAGCCGGACGUGGGCCUGCUCCAGUUCAUGCAGGCGUAUCCGCAGCUCAUUGACCCCAACGCGCUUCGCCUCGUGAAGGCUGCACCAUCAUCCGCAUCAGCGGCGACGCUGCCCAACGGCUCGGCACCAGCAAGUGCAAGUGCCGGUGCCACCAUGCCCAUCGCCUCCCUUGCACAGGUGCUGCCCUCCUCUUCUUCUUCCUCCUCCUCCCCUGCUUACUGGCAAGCAGCCAUGCAAGAGGCCAUCAACCGGCUGUCCCAAGCAACGGCUUCAACUGCGCCAACGGCAAACCCAGCCACACCCGCGUUUCCACUGUCCGCAUCCUACAUCUCCUCCUCGUCAUCCACCUCGGCACCCUCAGCACCCUCCUUCCACUAUGCACAGCAACAACAGCGACCACAACAGCAGCAGCAAGUGCCGCAGGCAGCGAUGGCGCCCCUGUCCUUGGCUGCCAUGUCGCUAUUCGCGCGACACGCGCAAGCCGCUGCUGCCAAUGGCCAGGUUGAACCAGUGCCCACCCCACCUCCACCACCACUACGUUCGCAAGCACAACAGCUGCACGUAAGGGGCGCCGUCCGCCGUGGUGACGAUGAUAGCGACGCCAACAGCAGCAACAGCAGCAGCAGCGAUGAUGAUGAUGUGCAGAUGGUGGGCGGCCGUGUUGAGCAAGCGCAUACACGCGGUGGCCGCAGUGGCAUUACAUCUGCGUCUCCACAGCAGAAUACCAAUUACAGUCACGGCAGCGAUGAAGGCGAUGGCAGUGAUGGCAGUGAUGAUGAUGAUGAUGAUGUUGAUGAUGUUGACAACAAGAGCGGUGGUAAAGGCGGUGGCGCGCCUUCGACGACAAAGACACCGCUACUGGCAUCAGCUGGUGUGCCUGCAUCGACGGCAGCCAACAAGCAGCCCUCCGGAGGGAACGGCAACGCCGCGGCAGCCAACGGCACCAAGGAGGCGACACCUGGGCCCCCUGCUCCACUUGCGCCCGUCACCAGCGGCGAAAUCAAGCCUGACCCAGAUGGCCCCGCUGCUCAGGAGCCCAGCACCACGGCCGUCAACGGCACCAGUGGCAGCGCCGGUCACAGCAAUGGGAAGGCACGCAAAGGAACGGCGUGCCCAGACUGCGGGAAGGUGUUCCGCCACGCCGCGUGGAUGCGCAAGCACCGCGUCAAGCACGAGACAGAGGCCAAGCUCAAGUGCAACCGCCCCAACUGCAACAAGAAGUUCAAGUCGCAGACGGCGCUACGCCGGCACAUUCGCACGCAGCACGAGAACGUGUACACGUACCGCUGCCCCAUCUGCCACAAGGGCUUCCAGGACAGGCGCAAGCUCAACGCCCACCACCGCUCUCACGAGCGCCAAGAAGGACAGGCACAGCAGGCAGCCAGCUCCGUUCUGGGCAAAGAGCUCAUUCGUCGCCUGGAGUGGGCUGCCACAUCGGCCAUGCUGAGCGCAACCAACUGCGGGAUGGCCUUUGUUGACAUCACCCAGUCGCCCGUCUGCAGCGUCUGCUCCUCCAGCCAGGACGUGCCGUCCUUCCGCUGCUGCCAGUGCAACUCGCGCGUGCACUGGCACUGCCUUGGCGUCGUCCAGCCUCCCUCCGUGCCGCUGCCGAGUCCGCUGUGCCCAACGUGCCUGCAGCUGCGCGCGCUUUCUCCGGCGUCCCUGCUCACGGCCGUCGUUGGCUUUCAGAUGCUGCAGCAGUACAUGCACCAGCGCGCCUACCGCCUCUGCGGCAUCCCCACCGACGCGUGGUCCCUCGUCAACGCGGUGGCGCGUGGCAUGGACAACGCCGAUCCGCAGAAGCUCUUCCGCCGCGCCUUGCGGAUCCUGGCAACGUCGCUCCCACUGGACCACCUCACCAGUGCAGAGUGCACCGCCGUUCGUCAAGCAGCAGCGCAGGCGCUGCAGCACACCGAGAUUGUCGUCAACCGCGUUGUCAACCCUUACCACAGCACCCUGCUGUGGGACGCAAUGCCGCAAGCGCUGGCGCGCGCGGCUGGGCGCACGUUGCACAUUUUCCAGAGCGACGUCGCGCACGGACAAGUCAAGUUGUUUGUGGAGAACGAGGCAGCGAGUGGUGGGCAAGUGGGGCAGGAUGCCCCCGGCACCAUCUCCCUCAUUCGUGCCGGUCACGAGUACCGCUGCCAGUUUUAUGACCUUGUUCUGCCCGCCACCCUCUAACUGUGGUGUGUGUGUGUGUGUGUGUGUGUGUGUGUGUGUGU
This is a messenger RNA of Salpingoeca rosetta, 2946 nucleotides long. RefSeq lists its product as uncharacterized. The transcript has a single exon. The record is from RefSeq and is a predicted model, not a curated record. Gene Ontology annotation, biological process: regulation of transcription by RNA polymerase II. Gene Ontology annotation, molecular function: DNA-binding transcription factor activity; RNA polymerase II cis-regulatory region sequence-specific DNA binding. NCBI's taxonomy places the organism in Eukaryota, Choanoflagellata, Craspedida, Salpingoecidae. The coding region runs from base 113 to 2905 and encodes 930 amino acids.